UUUUUUAAACAGUUUGUUUAAAUUAAUUGUAAAAUAGUGAAAAAACAAUAAACUAAAAGUCUGUGGAAAAUUAUUACAACUUACAACAAUCAAGUAUAAUUAAAUAAAAAAAAUUUAAAGAUUUUUUUUAAUUGAAAAAAUGUUAAUUAUUUUUUCUUACAGAAAAAAUGUAAUUGAAAAAAGUAACUUCUAUUUCAAUUAAAGAGCCGGCACCUAUCCAAUGAAUAAGGAGAUAAAAUAGAAUUGACAGAAUUCGGCCUUCUCAUUGGAGUUACAUUGGUUACAUCGUUAUUAUUUAAGAAACACUAGUCAUUCACGGUGAAAUAUAUAAUUAUUUCGUUGUUUUUCACAAAAAUUGAAGUACGAAAUUGAUUGCAAAACAAUAUGAAUUGAACCAGGUGUCGAAAAGGCUGAUUGUUGAAUAAAUUAAAGCAAUCAAGAAGUUUUGGAGUAUUGGGUCGUGAUGAGCACCAACACAUUGAAUUUUUUCAUUAGUAUUUGUGGGGUCAGUGACGCACGCACAGUGGCAGGCGCGGUGUGUUUUUAUAUUUUUAACGAUAAUAUGUGAAUUUAGCGAAAACUGACGAUCCGCAGUCGGAGGCUCUGCACCAGAGUGACUAUUAUUAUCGACCUGUUGGAUGUCAGAAAAGCGGAAAAAUGUCAGGUGAUUCAGGAUGGAAUGCAGUUAUACACCAUCCCUCGGAGCUGGAGUUACAGACUUGGAAUUGGGAUGAAAAUGACGGGGAACCCGAGAGGGAAUUACCCUCUACAGUUGAUAUGGAUGCGAUAAAAGGAGGAAGCUGGAAUCCAGCAACUGGACCGAAUGGAAACGAUUCUAUAGAUUCCGAGGAUGAUUCGGAAUCGGAUGAUGAUAGUUCGGGAGGGACCGAAGGCAGCUGUUCAUAUUCAGAUUCAAAUACCGAAUCAGACGAUGAAAGCAGCGGUGAAGAAGAAGAUGAUACAGAAUCAAAUUCUGAUUGUACUUCAAAACAUAGUGAACAAACAUUUUCCAUUCGCGAAACAAACUUCGAACAGGGAGCACUAAAACUUAAGAUCGCCAUGAAGGCAACAAAAAAAGAGGAUAAAGAUAACUCAAAGUGUGAUAGAAGCAGGCGAAAUCUUUCUAGAAGAACUAAGACACCUAGUCGCGUUGCUAAGGCUUCAGGAGAUAGUACUGAUGAUUCGGAUUCAUCGGCUAGUCCAGUGCCACAGUUUUCGCAACCACAGCUUCAGUCAUCACAACCGCAACAACAACAACAACAACCACCACCACCACCACUACAACAACAACAAACCCAGCAACAACAACCUCAACUACAACAACCAUUACAAGAAAUAAAUCAAGAAGAUUUAGCCGCAAUUUUACCCGAUGAAGAUCAUGAGGAUGCGCCGUUUGAUGGUUUUGAGGACUCGGAAAGUGGUCGUCUUGUUUCCAAAGCAAUUGAACGAAUGUCACUUGGAGCUGAUUCUGAUUCGGGUGAAAAUACCGAUCAAAUUCCAGUACCUGUUUAUAGUUCAACGUUAUUGCAACAAUUUGUCGAAAAAACAGCAUUGCUCUCGGAACCACGAAAACGACGAAAUAAAUUAGUAAAGAAACUAAAUGAAUCUGAAUACGCUUGUGUAUCAAAUGUUUCACCCGAUUCGGGUAUUCAAUCUGUCGAUAACAGUCCAUUACAUUUAGCAAUAAGUCCCGUAAGUCCACAAGCACCUACGUCACAAUCACCCGUUCAAGUCGCAUCAAAACCAGCUGUCAAUGUUGACAGAGUUUUAUAUCCACCGAAACGAAAACCCGGGCGACCUGCCAAAUUAGUUUCCACACAACCGCGAGGACCUGGAAGGCCUAAAUUAAAGCCAGAAAUUGCCGCCAAAAUCGAGAAACUUGAGAAAAAUUCAAAUGAAUCUCAGGAAAAAAUUUCAAUUGAUCCCUCUUGCGCCAAGCAAACUGUACAAUGUAAAACAUUAACCAAUUCCCUGUCGGAAUCGCGGGACUCUAGUUUCAAUAAAAAAUCAAAGAACAAAAAAUCAAGUCCGAAGAAUGAGCCCGAUGAGGCAAAAUCGAAACUUGCCGAGAGUGAGAAAGUUUUGCCUACACGUAAAAAGUGCCUAAGUAAAUCGAACCUCGAGAAGCAAACAAAAGAUACGGAACAGCUAAACGAGCGGCUGGAGAAAAGUAAAGAGCAAAGAGAGAAAAAUAAAGAACUGCGCGAAAAAAGCAAGGAACAGCGAGACAAAAGCAGUGAGCGGACAGAGAUAAUUAAGGAACAGACGGAAAAGAGCAACGAACGUAGAGAGAAACUCAAGGAGCAGAGGGAGAUAAGUAAAGAACAGAAAGAAAAAAAUAAAGAGCGAAAGGAAAAAAGUAAAGAACAAAAGGAAGAAACUAAUGAACCGAAGGAGAAAAAUAACGAACAAAGAGAUAAAAAUAAAGAAAAGUGUAAUGAACAACGAGAAAAAGUAAAAGAACAGAAGGAAAUAAGUAAAGAGCAACGUGAGAAAAGUAGAGAAAAAAUUAACGAACAUACGGAGAAAAUUCACAAAUCAGAGAAAAAUAAUGAGCGAAAGGAAAAAAAUGUUGAACAAAGGGAUAAAAGUAUCGAGCAAAAGGAGAAAAAUGACAAGAGACUAAGAAGGGAUAAACACAUAUCCAGAAAAGAAACUGCUGAACUCCCCUCUGAAAAGCAAGAAAAAGUCAUCUUAAAUCGAAUUCCAAGCGAAGAAAAAUUACCCAAUAAUAACAAAAAGAGUACAAAAGAAAAUCGAUUAGAUCCAACAACCAGCAAAAAACAAAUCCCAGUGAAAAAACCCGUAGCAUCAAUUUCAAGGCGAGUCCUAAAAGAAAAUAAAAGUAACAAAAAAACAUCCGCAAAUCUCGAAACAAAUGUUGCUGUCCAAACAGUCAUCUCUCUACCCGUCACAAUUCCAUUACAAACCGAGAAAUUAGAUUUCGGUCGAAAAUAUCAAAAACCCGAAACAAAAAAUCAAUCCGCCCAUCAUCACAAACAUCGUCAUCACAAACACUGUCGAAAAUUAGUCGUACCGCCAAAAAAUCCCGUGCGCGUCGAUCCAUUUAUCGUUCAAGAAUUGGAAAAUUUAAUUGAAGAAUUCUCAAAAUCCUGUACCUUGGGACGCAAUAACAUUACAUCGUCCUCAAAUCAUUCCGAAUUACCGCAAAUAUUUCGUGUCAAGAAAAUCACCAAAAAACGAAAAGGCAGUGAAAUAAAUUCAAAUGACGAUCAAAAAUUAAUAAAAAGACGAUUGAAAAAAGAGAAAAUGCCAUCAAACGUUGAUUCAAAAAGUAGCACAAACUCAAAUUCAAAUUCAAGUUCCAAUGAGCAACGACUUCCACUGAAAAAACGUCACUAUCAUGUUUCAAGUCCACAUAGUUCACAAAGUUCAGCUGGCAGUUGUAACGAAACAAUUACAAAUUCCACCGAAAGUCAUAUAGAGGAGGCAAUUGAGGCGACAAUCACACGUUACGGUGGCGAUUCAUCAUCAUCAACAACAACAACAACACAAAAAGUCCCCGUAACACCGAAAAAAAGACAUCGCGACACAGAGGAACCAUUACCAGAGAAAAUCAAUACCGAACUUAAUGAUACAACUCCUCAAAUUGUCACCACAUCCGAAUUGAAUCCACGACGUAAGAAAAAAAUUGUCAAAGAUUUACGAGUGACUGUCACAAAAUUAGCACCCGACACACAAAUUGAAAAUAAAAAUUCCUGCGAAAAGGGCAUUAAAAGUACUGGAGAAAAAGCAGGAAAAGUAGAAAAAGCAAUAACGGAAAAAAUUGUCAAGCCAGAAAUUGCAAAACCCAAUUUAGAAGUGAAAAUAGAAUCGGUGAAGAAAACUGAAACGCCAACAACUAUUGAUAAAGGUGUUAAUUUAAAUUUAUCAACGACAAAUUCAAAUCUUAAAACAGGACCAACAAUUGUCUUGAAGAAAAAAGCAAGAAGGAGAAAAGCAAUUAAUCGAACUGGUUUUCCAACGUUGAAGAAAAAGAAAAAGAAGAAAAUUGUCGUUGAACCAAUGGUAAAAGAAGUUGAGAUUAUUCCAACAAUUGAGGAAACAGAAGUAAAGAUUAUCGAUUCAGUUGAUGACAUUCAAUCCGAAGAAUCAUUGACAAAAGAAAUUGUUUCCAAUCAAGAUACAAAAACAUUUGAAAUUGUUGAUCCACCACCAAUACGCGAAUUUUCACGACAUUGUUUUCUCGAUGAUGAUUCAUGUCCAACAACAAUGUCACUAUCAAAAGAAUCAUCACUUGAAUGCGAUGGAAGUAGACCCUGUGAUAAAUUGUGUCCUGUGAAAUUUGAAAAAGUUCAAGACUCACGAAUUUAUGAUGAGAAUGCAACACUCGAGGAAUCAUUGGAGAGAUACAAUAUGAGUCAACGUGUUGCCGUAUUAAAUGAAGAGAAUCUCAGAAAAUUAGAACGUAGCAAUUCACGUGAAACAGUAAAACAUGAAUUGUCCUGUAAUAAUAAUUAUAGUCACAAGAGACGAAGAGGUUCGGCAAGUCCUUGUAAUUUAACAAUAAGAAAUUUAAAACGAUUGAAAAAUGCCGGUUACGAUACGGAAAGUGAUGCAAUGCCAAGCAGUGAUUUGGCGAGCGAUGAUCAUGAUUUUGGAAAACAGGGAAAUUCAAUACGUGGCAAGAGAAAGCAACCACGAUGGAAGAAACGCUAUUUACCAGCUGGUUUAUUCUCAGAUUAUUUCAAAGAAGAUGAGCCGAGAAAAAUCACCAAUUCCGAUAGUGGAAAAAAUAAAAUGAUUUACGAUCCUGCGGAACAUCCUCAUGGUUUAUUGCCACCGCCUUAUCAUUGUGGAAAAUUUUUGAGACAGAGAAAAAUUCCAUUUCAAUUGCCCUAUGAUUUAUGGUGGUUGCAUACUCAUUCUCGUUUACCGGGACGAGAUUUGGUACCUUCUUGGAAUUACAGAAAAAUUCGAUCAAACGUUUAUUAUGACGUGAAGCCAACAACAUUGUACGAGUCACAAUCAUGUGAAUGUAAACCAGAAAGUGGAUGUGGCGAUGAGUGUAUCAAUCGAAUGGUCUUCAGUGAAUGUUCACCACAAUUUUGUCCAUGUGGUGAGAAAUGUAAGAAUCAAAAAAUCCAAAAACACGAUUGGUCACCGGGUCUACAACGUUUUAUGACCGAGGCAAAAGGUUGGGGUGUACGUACACAAAAAUCGAUAAAAUCCGGAGAAUUUAUUCUCGAAUACAUUGGCGAAGUGGUAUCUGAACGGGAAUUUAAAUCAAGAAUGGCAACAAGAUACGCGAAUGAUACACAUCAUUAUUGUCUUCAUUUGGACGGUGGACUUGUGAUUGAUGGACAUCGAAUGGGUGGCGAUGGACGAUUUGUGAAUCAUUCAUGUGAACCAAAUUGUGAAAUGCAAAAAUGGAGUGUCAAUGGAUUACCAAGAAUGGCAUUGUUUGCCUCGCGUAAUAUUGACGCUGGUGAGGAAUUAACUUACGAUUAUAAUUUUGCACUAUUCAAUCCCUCGGAGGGACAACAAUGUCGUUGUGGUAGCGAUGGUUGUCGCGGUGUAAUUGGUGGGAAAAGUCAACGUGUUCCACGAUCAGUGGCAAUUGUUCCUGCACUUAUCGAUUCAACGGAGAGAAAAUCAGUUGGUAGACCAAGGAAAAAUAUUCGAAAAUCAAAUAUCGUACAAUCGACAAAUUCAAAAGGUUUAUGUAAAUCUCGCAGAAUUGGCGAAUCAAGUUGUAUAACAACACCGCUUAUAAAGCCCAUGUCACAUCAGCAACGAUGUUUUGCCCAGGAACAUCAUUGUUUUCUUUUGAGAAAUUUUGAAAAAGUCAAACGCCAGAAGUUGCAAAUUAAUCAAGUACCACAACCGGGAAAAAUUAAAGCAAUUGGUAAUGUUCAAUCGACAAAGGAAAAGAAUGGUACCGAUGCAAAAUCAACGUCUGAUGCAUUUUUAUCACAGCUCACUGCAUUGACAAACACUAAUGCUCGAACUGUGAGAACACGAAGAUUAGCGCAAGCUCAAGAUGAUCCGGAAGUUCACAAGACUGCUAAGUUAGCUAAGGUUUUGAAGGAUUUGUAUUCCGUUGUUGCAACAGCUAAAGAUGAGACUGAUAAACUUUUAUGUACACCAUUUAUGACACUACCUCCGAAAAGAAAAUUAUCGGAAUAUUAUGAUAAAAUACAAGAUCCAAUUGAUUUGACAAUGAUUGAUCAGGGUAUUGGAAGUGGGCAUUAUAAAACUGCCGAGCAGUUUGAUCAGGAUUUAAUUAAGCUUUUUGAUAAUAAUGUCAGAUUUUUUGGACGUACUUCGGAGAUUGGAAUAGCGGCAGCGAGAUUGAGAAAACUUUAUUUAGGCACAAAAGCAGACUUUGUUUAUGCAAUAACAGAAGCAACUGGUCUUCCACCUUCGCAAGGUUUUUUGCCACCUCAAGGAUCAACAGCAGGCGAGGAAGAUGUAAUUCGUUGCAUUUGUGGAUUACACAGGGACGAGGGAUUGAUGAUUCAGUGUGAGAGAUGUUUAGUUUGGCAGCAUUGCGAUUGUGUGAAAGCUGAUACAAGUGCGGAUUCGUAUUUAUGUGAACGUUGUCAACCCAGGACAGUAGAUUUGGAAAUUCCAUUGGAAGGCGAGGAAGAAGAGGAAGGAAAGAAACAUUAUAUAACACUUUUACGUGGUGAUCUUCAAUUGAGACAAGGUGACACGGUUUAUGUUUUACGCGACACACCCGAGAAGCAUACUUACAAAACCAUUCAGAAUCCUGAUUAUGAGCAAAUGGAUAUUUUUCGGAUUGAAAGGCUUUGGAAAAAUACCAAGGGCGAGAGGUUUGUGUUUGGUCAUCACUAUUUAAGGCCACAUGAAACUUAUCAUGAACCAACGAGGAAAUUUUUCGAAAACGAAGUUGUUUGCGCACCUUUGUACGAAGCGGUUCCAUGCGACUUGGUGGCAGCGAGAUGCUGGGUUCUUGAUCCUAGUACUUUCUGCAAAGGCCGUCCCGUUGGAUCAUCGCCGGAGCAUACGUAUGUGUGUGAACAUCGUGUUGAUCGAGCUGCAAGAUUAUUUACAAAAGUUGCAAGAUCCAGACAUCAAGUUUGUACGAAACCUUAUGCCUUUGAAACAUUUCCGGAACGGAUCAAACAUUAUCGAACAUACUUGCCUCACAGCCUUGAUGGUAUUACUGGUGGUAAAUUAUUGAAAGACAAGAAAAAAAAUGGCUGUCAAGAGGUUGAAAAUAAUGGUCAAAAAGCAGAAACACGAGAAGUUAAUCGCAACAAUAAAGAUCAACCACCAACAUCACGACAAUCCACGACAAAAACGAGACGUCGCUCAGGCGAUAAUUUAACGGUGCCUACUAUUAUUGUAUCUUACGCUCAGCGAGAAGAGCAAAGGAAGAGACUGAAUGGUAUUCUAAUGAAUCUUCUACAAAGAAUGCCAAACAAGAAAGAUCCACUGGAUUUGUCAUUUCUUCUCGAAAGAAAUAGAAGAAAUCGCAAAAGACCCGGUGGACUUAAUCCGUGACACUGGGUAAUGACAUGAAUUAAUUAUAUUUUAAUUAUAAUAAUUCGUCAUCUAAGACAUGUAAAAUUUAAAAGAAAUUUUACGUGUGUAAAAUUAAUUGCGUUUUUUAUCAGCAAUUACUUUUCGAUUCUUAGAUAAAGUGAUUGCGAUAUAUUUAUAAAUUUUUGGGCAAGGAUCAGUGCAUUUUAAUUUUCUAUAUAAAAUGCACUGUUUUUUUCUCUUUUUCUAGUUAGGUACAUUGAAAAUAAUGUAAGAAAUUAUAUUUUAUUAAUUUUUCUUUUCAUUUUUAAUGUUACAUAAUUUUUUUUUGUCAAAAAAAUCGUCGUUUAAUAAUAACCUUGCCUUUGCCUUGAUUCAAGGCUAAUCAUUUUUUGUUUCUUAUCGGAAGUUUUAAUAGAAUUUUAAAUAUAAAUGUUACAGUUAAAGUGUUUUUACAGAACAUUUUUUUUGCAUUAUGUUUUAAUCAUGAUAUUCAAAUUUAUAAUUUUAACUUGGCAUGAAUUAGGAAUUUAAUUGAAAAUUAUUUAUAAACUCGUUAAAUGAGUUCUUAUUUUUGUAACCGAGAUUUUCUUUUCUUUUUUUUUGCUAAUAUAUUUUGUUUGUAAUUAGAGUUUGAAUUUUAAUUUUGAAUACAUAGGUUUUGGAUCUUUUAAAAAUGUUUUAUAAUUUAUUAAAUAUUAAUGAGCUGAUGAGCUCGCAGUAAUAAGUUAUUUACAAAUAAUAUUCACGUAAAACUAGUUUCGUUAGGAAGUGUUUCUUUUCGAUAGUUUUAUUGAAGCUAUUAUUAAUUAUUAUUAUUAUAUUAAUUUAUAUUAUAUUAAUAUUAAUUAUUAUAUUGUCAUUAAUUAUUCUUAUUAAUUAUUAUUUUAAUUAUUAUCAUUAUUAAUAUUAUGAUUACUAUUAUUAUUAGUUAUUUUUAUUAUUAUUAAUUAUUAUUAUUAAUUACUUUUAGUAGUAAUUUAUUUUAUUUGGCAGUGGUUAUAUUUUAAGAACAAAAAUUUCUAGUGUUUUUAAAAGUUCAUAUAAUUAUUUAACGUUUCGAAAGUUCUAUAUUUUUCAAAAAAGAAAAACUUAAAAAAAAAUGAUUUAUAUUUAUAAGAAAAAUUUUCGAAAAUUGACAUUCUUGUCUAUUGUGUAAUUAAAUGCAUUUUAGAAUUGAGGGAAAUAAGUACAGUUUGAGUAAUUCAUUGAAUUGAAAAAAUUCAUUAUUUGAAAAUGUUCAAAUUAUCGUUUUCCAAAUUUUAAUAUAGUACAUACAUACAUUACGCUUAAUAAUUAUAUUAUUGAGUUUUGUUGAAAAAAUUGCCAUAUUGUGAAAGAAGCUACAAAAUAAUGUGUUUAAUAUAUUAUAAUUUAUAAAUUUAAGUUAAUAGUAAAGAAAAGCAUGGUAAAUGAAUAUUGAAUUACGAAAAAAGAAGAUUCGUUUCGAGAAUCAAAGUAUAUAUAUAUGUAUGUAAACUUAUCUAAUCUUGCAUAAACUUUAAAAAAAAAAAUAUAUAUAUAUAUAUAUUAAAUUAAUUUAAUUGCACGUUAGAGCUAGUUUUUGAAUUUAAUAUUGUGACCCGGGGUUCCGCUGUGAAACACAUUAUUUAAUGUAUAUGGAUAAUUGUACAGAGUUAUAUUUGUAAAUUAUUUGUAUGCUUGUCCGAAAUAAGCUUUAUUAGAAAACAAGACAGUUAACUGUACAAAUUAUACAAAUAUACAACAAUAUCGUGAGUGUAAAUUGCACUCGAUUGCACAACAGUAGUAUUAUAUUUUUCAUAACCCCUGAUAUAAUCAGAGAUGUAUGUAAAUUAAAUAAAAAAAAGUAAAAAAGAAACAAAUUCUAGAUGAAUAUAAACGUUUUAAAAUUAUUAUUAUUAUUGUUGCAAUCAAUUGCGUUGACUCUUGUUUAUUGUACAUCAUAAAAUCGAAAUGAAUGAGAAGCGAGAAUCAUUGCAGUUUUAAAGAUGCUAUUUCUGUAAAUACACAAUGUUAUGACGUAUUUAUUAUCAUGCUAUUAGAUUUAAAAAAAGCGCUCAUGUGCGUGAAAUGUGAGUGUGAAAAUGAAAGUAUGUCUGAGAGAAAAAAAAAGUGAAAUCAAAUGUAUAAAUGAUUUAAAAAAAAAAAAAAUUCAUUAUUCAUCAAAUUUCAUUAAUAUGACAAUUUCAUAUUAUGACAAUCCUGCUUAAAAUUUGUUGACACAAAAAAAGAAAUUUGUGAUUGGGUUCAAUACAAAAUAUUUGUCCGUCCCUAAUCAUCUUUAUAAAUAAUAUAUAUAUAUAUAAAUAUAAUAUAUACGAUAUUUCAUUUUAUCGUCGUCGUUAGUCAAUUUUCAAUUGAAAUUUUAAACAGGAAUGUUAUAGACGAUCCAAGAACCAGAUUCAGUAAAAACAAAACAAAAACUUAAUAGAACAUCUAUGUAUCUAUAGUCUUUUAGAGUAAAUCAAAAAGUCAUGUAACAGCUACACACAUAGUGUCUCAAGCUAUUAAAAAGGAAAAAAAAACUUCGAAUUGGCAAUAAAGUAUUUUAUUACUGAA
Messenger RNA from Leptopilina boulardi, 10014 nucleotides. It is a transcript of the gene ash1, whose product is annotated as histone-lysine N-methyltransferase ash1. Bases 658 to 7494 code for a protein of 2278 amino acids. Gene Ontology annotation, molecular function: chromatin binding; protein binding; histone methyltransferase activity. NCBI's taxonomy places the organism in Eukaryota, Metazoa, Arthropoda, Insecta, Hymenoptera, Figitidae. Gene Ontology annotation, cellular component: nucleus. The transcript has 12 exons. The record is from RefSeq and is a predicted model, not a curated record.